AAUCGUGUUCAUUAACUCCAAACGUCAAGAUGAAGAUUUUGUUCUGACGCUAACAGCGCGGGGGGUUCGCAUGUGCGUGCUUGCCAAGCCCUCCGGGAAGCGGACGAAGGUCGAGUUGGCAUGUGCGCGAGCGGGCGAUGCGAGGUCGGCAUCUGAGCGGAACCCCCGCGUCGGUUUUUUUUUUCUGUCCCCUUCGGCGUCUCAGACGAGAUCCCAGAAGAAACGAGACUGAGGGAGGACGGCAGCCCAGGUACAAAAACUGCCCCCGCAUCCGUGUGUCAACUUUGCUAACACGUCUGGCAUGAGUUUGACCCCCCCCCCCCCCCCCCCGACUGUAGCUUUGGCCGCUCUUCUAACUCUUCCUCGUUUGCCGUGUCCCUAACCGGCCGCGGCACGACGCCUCGAUGCCGACUAUAUUCCGACUUUAGAAGUUCCGACGGGAGACGACGCGUUGCGCUCCGCCCCGCGAGACGAACUCGGCGCCGCGGACGAGGAGACGGAGGCCAGGAGGGUCGCCCGCGUCGCCCUCUCGGAGAUGAAAACGCUCCUCGGCGAGGAGGAGGCGGCGGCCUGGCGGCUGAAGAUGAAGACGCUGGAGGUGGCCCGGGAAACGCUCGAGCUGGAGAAGGAGAAGUUGGCGCUGGAAAGGGAGAGGGUGGCGGUGGAGAAGAAGAGGAUGGAAGUGGAGAGGGAAAAGAUGGCCUUGGAAAGCGCGGAGCAAGAGAGGGCGGAGCCGCGGACGCUCGCUUCCGAGAACGCGGCGGAAGAGCGGCGACGGCUCGAGGAAAGGAAGGAAAAGGAGAAGAUGGCCGCGGGGGCGGAAAAAGGGCCGACGGACCGAGAACCGGAAAGCCGAGAGGGGGAGACGGCGGAGGACGGGGAGGAGGAGCUCGCCCUGCGUCUUUCCCACGACGAGGCCGAAGCGGAACGUCCCGACGCCGGUCUGGCUCUGGGCGAGAAAAGUCGACGUCCCGUCAGGAGGGAGAAGAAGAAGUAGAUGCCUCCCGUCGUGGUGGGCUUAUUAUUAUUUUCCCGUUUGUCUCCAGUGAGACGGCGGGCAGCUUUGGAAUUGUUCCCCGGUCCCUCGUGACGCUGGCGAGUUUGAAAAUGCUGGACAAAAUACAGCCACGUGACAAAAAAUGUCCACCAAAAGUUGGACCUGACGGCUCAGACACAGAUCCGCUCGCGUGAAGAAUCUUCAACGUGAAAGGAUGUAUUUGGGCACUUGUGACCUUCCUUCCCCCAAAUUGCAAAACUACCAAAAUCACCUUUUUUGUAGUUUGUAAAAUGGGCCUGGCCAGAGUUACGGAAAGCAAAUAAGAUGCGAUUUCAUCUGAUCUCGACUUUUCGGAGAACGUCGUCAGCCGCGCGUUGCAGCUUUCCCGUGACAGGAAAGGCAGCGACGACGGCAGCCCGACCGCCUUCAAUUUUCUCUUGCAACUUUUCUAAGCUCCUCCCGUGUGAAUUUGUGCACUGUAAGCUCCGCCUCCAUCUCCUUUUACAGAACACAUUUAUCACCAAUGUGGCAAACGUAAAAUAAAACGUCAAAUAAAGCUGUUGUCUUCUUCUGUCUUUUGUCUUACAUUUUUUUUCGAGGUAACACAAUCACUCGAUCACUCAUCUGAUUUUGAUCGUUGAUAAAUCAUUUCCCAAAUUUCCGCAUCUUUUCUCGCCUCGCGUUUUAUUUCCCCCAAAUUUUCCAACAUUGCUUUUCAGAGCGAUAACUGAUUCAGGAUCUUUAUAAUCAAGUUUUAUGUUCAUUUGCAAUGCAAAGAAGGGGUGAUUUUUUUUUUUUUUUAAACAGCUGAUUCAUCCAAUUUUUACUGACUAUCCGAUUACUACAAUAAUUGAUUUGCAACUCUAAUUAUGUUUUUUUUUUUUUUUUAAUGUUGUGGGAAUGGAUGGCCCAUAAGAUACCGUGACAAUUAAAAAAAGAAAAAAAAAAAAAACACAAACGGGAAAAGGCUUCGCGUUGCGGUUUUGAAAAAAGAACGUUUGCCGUCAAGCGCCUUCCGGUUGCAAGUUCGACGCCAGGUUGCCGCGCGUGACGCUGACGUUGAGCCGUUUGUGUCUUGUCACGUUGUCGCCU
This is a messenger RNA of Syngnathoides biaculeatus (alligator pipefish), 2089 nucleotides long. RefSeq lists its product as uncharacterized. The record is from RefSeq and is a predicted model, not a curated record. NCBI's taxonomy places the organism in Eukaryota, Metazoa, Chordata, Actinopteri, Syngnathiformes, Syngnathidae. The coding region runs from base 536 to 997 and encodes 153 amino acids. The transcript has a single exon.